Messenger RNA from Tyto alba (common barn owl), 3587 nucleotides. RefSeq names its product broad substrate specificity ATP-binding cassette transporter ABCG2-like. The record is from RefSeq and is a predicted model, not a curated record. Gene Ontology annotation, cellular component: plasma membrane. The transcript has 16 exons. Gene Ontology annotation, molecular function: ABC-type transporter activity; ATP binding; ATP hydrolysis activity. Bases 232 to 2340 code for a protein of 702 amino acids. NCBI's taxonomy places the organism in Eukaryota, Metazoa, Chordata, Aves, Strigiformes, Tytonidae.
CAGCGGCGGCACCGCCCCGGGGCCGCGCUGCGGGAGGCCGCCCCGGGGCCGCGCUGCCUGGCGGAGCGGAGCUUCAUCGCCGCUGCCUUCGCCCGCGUCCCAGCGGGGUUUGUGUGGCAGCGCCAGGCACUCCCCGCCGCCGGUUUAUGUAACCCGCCGCCCGGACCCGGUUAUAAAACGCCUCCAAGGCAGCGCCGCUGCCAGAACCCCCAGCGGCGCGGCAGCGGGGAGAUGGGAACUGCUCAAAACAACAGUGACAUCAAAAAACUCCAUGCAGUGGAGCUUGACCUGUGUAACAAGGACAUGAUGGCAGACACAUUUGAUCACAACAUUAUUUCUGUUAGAGAAGAGGAAGGAGUAGGCAAUUUCCAACGUUUUCUUCCAACACGAGAGUCCCUCCGAUCUCCUCGGGGCUCUGUUGUGAGUUUCCAUAACAUCCAGUACUCAGUUAAGCAGUCCAGUGGAUUCCUAUGUAAACGGAAAACUGUGGAAAAGAAGAUCCUUCAUAAUGUUUAUGGCAUGAUGAAGCCAGGCUUGAAUGCUAUUCUGGGGCCAACUGGGAGUGGUAAAUCUUCUCUCCUAGAUGUGUUGGCUGCCAGAAAGGACCCAGCAGGCCUGUCUGGAGAAGUACUUAUAGAUGGCAUCCCACAACCUCCAAAUUUCAAGUGCAUCUCAGGAUAUGUUGUGCAGGAUGAUGUUGUCAUGGGCACAAUGACGGUGAGGGAGAACCUGCACUUCUCUGCUGCCCUGCGACUCCCCAGCUCCAUCAGUGUUGAAGAGAAGGAAAAGCGAGUCACCCAGAUAAUCAGUGAGCUGGGAUUAAGCAAAGUGGCUGAUGCUAAGGUAGGAACCGAAUUGAUCCGGGGAGUGUCUGGAGGGGAACGGAAGAGAACCAACAUUGGGAUGGAGCUCAUCACAGAGCCACCGGUCCUUUUUCUGGAUGAGCCAACAACUGGCCUUGAUGCCAGCACAGCCAAUGCAGUCCUCAUCCUCCUGAAGAAGCUCUCAAGAAGAGGGCGAACCAUCAUAUUUUCCAUCCAUCAGCCCCGCUAUUCCAUAUUCAAGCUGUUUGACAGUCUGACAUUGCUAGCUUUGGGAAAGGUGCUGUAUCAUGGUCCUGCGAAGCAGGCCCUGGAGUACUUCAGUUCUAUUGGAUAUGAGUGUGAACCUUUCAACAAUCCAGCUGACUUCUUCCUUGAUAUCAUAAAUGGUGAUUCAACUGCUGUGGCAGCAAGCAAGGAAGAUCACAGACCUGUGGACACAGGAGGAGAAGUGAGCAAUAAAAAUGGAGUGGCAGAAGGAAAUGUGGACAACAAUGUGGUAGAUCUGCUGCACCAGAAAUACCUCAACUCCAGCCUGUAUCAGAGCACAAGAGAAGCACUGGGGAAAGUGGAGCUUGGACAGGGAAGCAGGCAGAGAAUAUCUGAGAAGGAGCAUGAGAUUACCUAUGCAAAUGGAUUCUUCACCCAGCUGUACUGGGUGUCCAAGCGUUCCCUGAAAAACCUCAUCAGGAACCCGCAGGCCUCUAUUGCACAAAUUGCAGUGACCAUAAUUCUAGCCUUGGUUGUGGGUGCUAUCUUUUUCGGUGUAAAAUUGGAUAGAAGUGGCAUUCAGAAUCGGGUUGGAUCCUUGUUUUUUGUCACCACAAACCAGUGUUUUUCCAGUGUCUCUGCAAUUGAGCUGUUCAUCAGAGACAAGAAACUAUUUGUCCAUCAGUACACCAGUGGAUAUUACCGUGUGUCUGCCUACUUCCUGGCCUUGAUGAUAGGAGAUCUGCUGCCCAUGAGAACUGCUCCAGCCAUCAUAUUCUCAUGCAUCAGUUACUGGAUGAUUGGCUACCAAGCUGUUGCAGGCCGGUUCUUCUUCUUCAUGCUGACCCUGGUACUGGUGUCCUACACUGCCACAGCCAUGUCUCUGGCUAUCAGUGCUGGGAUGGAUGUGGUGGCUGUGGCCAAUCUGCUCAUUACUAUUUGUUUUGUCCUGAUGCUUAUCUUUUCAGGCCUCUUAGUAAACCUCCCUUCUGUAAUGGGCUGGCUGAACUGGCUCAAGUACUUCAGCAUCCCCCGAUACGGCCUCACUGCUCUCCAAGUGAAUGAGUUCAGGGAUCUCUACUUCUGUAAUGAGAAUAAUCCAAAUGCUACAGCGUCUGUGGGAGAUGGAGGCAGUUGUCCCCCUGAUAUUUCAGGAGAAAUGUGUUCUGGUGAAGCAUACCUGUGCAGCCAAGGAAUUGCACCUACCAACUGGGCAAUGUGGGAAAACAUAGUGGCUCUCUUCUGCAUGACUGUUAUCUUCCUUAUUAUCGCCUAUGCAAAACUCCGUUUUAUGAGAAAGUUCACAUAGACUCCUGCCUUGCUUUGCUUUGCAGCUGCUCCAGUCUUAAAACUGCAAAGCUUGUUAGGGCCUACUGGAGAUCACCAAAAGAUUUCAACUGACUUUACUGGACUUCAGAUGGGAACCCUGUCCCCUUGUUUCUGGAGUAUGAUGUCCACAUGAUUGUAUGAUUUUAUUUUUUAAGAAGAAUUGCAUUAAUGUGCAUUGAAUAAGUGUUGGUUUUUUUUUUUUGUAAGGGAAUAUAAUUCUCAUAAUUCCUGAGGUGUGUAUCGAACUAUAUAUUGUACAGCAUUAUUCUUCUGUGACCAACUUUGAACAUUUCCUGUAUAAGGGAAUAAUUUUCCUUUGACUAUAUAAGCUUCUCCAUCACAAAUGAUAUAAGGUGAUGAUGGCAUUUGUGUAUUGAUAUAUUGCCACUGGUUAGUGCCUGUCACAUCGGAGGAGAACCAGAGACCAUUCACAGCAUGCUGCAGCUGCAGUUGAGUUUGAAGUCAGUACAGGGAAUGAGCAUUCCUUGCCAAGCAAGAACAGUUAUAAUUCUAGUAACUCCUCAGUGGAAGAUACUUGCAGAAACAACUUUUGCUUGAUUGGAAACUAGUAAGACUAGUUCAUCUAUGAAGAGUGAGAAAUAUAUACUGUUGUAAUGCAAAAAACCCCAAACAACCCAGCCAAACCCCCUCCUCCCCGCAAAAAACCUACCAACAGCCAAAACUACAUUUACUACUUGAGAGGAAAUUACGGUUUUCUUUUUUAAAAAAGUAUUUGUAUAGUAGCAAUGGCAGAUUUUUUUAACAGACUUAACGCUUAGCUGCACCAUCUAUAUAUAGAGCUACUUAUACUAUGGACGGAGAAAAACCAUGCAGACACUGCUGGGGCACCUACAGCAACGCUUACUGCAGUCACAGGACAAACUAGUGUGCCAGCAGUUGUCUCUUCAACACUUACAUUAACAAAGGCAGAGCUUUUUUUAAGCUGCCUUAUGACCCUCAGGGGCAAGUAGACUAGCUAAGACCAAAGAAAAACUUUCUCAAACACAAGAUUGGAGUUUGCUUGUGAGAGCCGGGCUAACAACAGCCCUUGAAACGGGCCUGCUGUGGGAAAGUGCUUCUGGUACUCUUGCAAUAAAUGGUUCAGUUGUGGUUUGAAAGUGGGAAGCAAUCAACCCGACAGCACAACCACAGCAAGCACAAACCGUGCUCUUUCUGUGCUGCUUCUCUGCCUUUUACAACUGGUAAAAAGUAAACUCGUGACACGUU